ACCAGAACUUCCUUUGAUGGCAGCGGUAAAAAAUUGGAUGACCAGAAUCCGCCAACGUGUUUUAUUUGUACAACUGUGGCUAUCCUUCCGUGACAAUAUUUUGCUGAAGAUCUACGCUACACGUUCACUAGCAGACGAACCAUUUCCGCAACAUUCGUUUUCGUGAAGAUGGUAUUCAGCUGUGCUAACAACAUACGAGCAAGAUGAUCUGAGCAUUGAGUAUAAUAUAAAAGGCAGAAGAAUAUCUCCAAAGCAUUACGUCUAAAUCCAGAAGCCAACCAAGCAGCCAACAUGAAGUUCGCAUUCGCCUUCGUCCUGAUCGCUCUGGUCGCGGUGUUCGCCGUUUCCCAGGCUAUGCCCCAGCCUGAGGAGGCCGCCGCUUCUAGCAACGAUGGAACCAGCGCUAACACCAAGAUCGUGCUGGAGCUUACCCCGGAGGAGGCCGCCGCAGCUCAGGCAAUGGGAGGCCGUGGAUUCUGGUCAAUCUUUAUGGGCAGUGUCAAGAAGGUCAUCACCAUCGGUUGUGAUCUGAUUGACUGCCAGAAGAAACAAUAAGUAAUAAUAAAUGCUGAGUAAAACAUACAACAAAA
This is a messenger RNA of Anopheles coluzzii, 590 nucleotides long. RefSeq lists its product as uncharacterized. The record is from RefSeq and is a predicted model, not a curated record. The coding region runs from base 292 to 555 and encodes 87 amino acids. The transcript is spliced from 2 exons. Lineage: Eukaryota; Metazoa; Arthropoda; Insecta; Diptera; Culicidae.